This is a messenger RNA of Phaedon cochleariae (mustard beetle), 3326 nucleotides long. NCBI's taxonomy places the organism in Eukaryota, Metazoa, Arthropoda, Insecta, Coleoptera, Chrysomelidae. The record is from the annotation of a GenBank genome assembly.
AAAAUGCCGGUCAAGAUUCGCGGAAACUCCAGUUUGUAUAUUUUACCGGUCGUAGUAGGUUGGCAAACCUCAUUCGUAUAUAUAUUUGUUUAUUUACUUUUUUCGAAUCGGUUCGGUUUCGGUGCGGCAAAUUUUUGGACAGGUUUCAUUUGUGUGGAUUUUUUUGCUUUUUUGGUUGAGAGUUUAUUUCAUCAACAAUGCCUAUCGACAAAGAAAGCACUAGUAAACAUGAAUUCAGGAUUUCUUUAGGCGACCACCAAAAGGCCGAAAGAGAUGUUCAAGGAGCGGGAGGCGGUGGUUUGCACGGUACAUAUCUAGCGUACAAUAACCCAACGCUCAGUACCUCUUCAGAAACUAUUAAUAAUUUUAGGAAUAGAAAUGAUUCAGCUUACUUAGGCAGUAAUGAUUUUAUUGUGAUAGAUACCACCAAAAAGCAUUCAUCAACCGUGGAAGCCAUUAAAUCAGUAGUUCCUUGGGUCAAGACGAAAGCGCAGAAUGCCUGCACCAAGAAGUUGUUGUAUAGAAGACUGCCCAUACUCAGUUGGUUGCCGAGGUACGACUCGGCAUGCGCAGUAGGUGAUUUGGUAGCGGGCAUCACAGUCGGGUUGACGGUGAUACCACAGGCACUGGCAUAUGCCAACAUUGCAGGGUUACCAACCGAAUAUGGUCUUUACAGCUCCUUCCUAGGCACUUUUGUAUAUAUUUUCAUGGGCAGCUGUAAAGAUGUUCCGAUGGGCCCGUCUGCCAUCUCAGCUCUGAUGACCUUCCAAGCGAUCAAUGGAUAUGGUCCAGAAUACGCCAUUUUGUUGUCAUUCCUAUCCGGUAUUGUCCUUCUACUAAUGGGAAUCCUUGGAUUAGGAUUCUUGAUCGACUUCGUAUCGGGUCCCGUCGCGUCCGGUUUCACGUCAGCGGUGGCUCUGAUUAUCGUGACGUCACAAGUGAAAGACGUGCUAGGCGUGAGAGCGUCCGGCGGCACGUUCGUCGCCACGUGGAAGAGUCUGUUCGAAGACAUCCACAACACGCGAGCAUGGGACGCCACCUUAGGGGUGGUCUGUAUAGCUGUUCUGCUCAUUUUGAGGAUUAUAGGUUCUAUGAAAGUGGGCCCAUCUGACCCAAUCGAAGAACCCACCAGACUACAGAAACUGAUCAACAACACUCUUUGGUUGAUCGGUACCGGAAGAAAUGCAAUUCUAGUCAUAGUUUGCGGGUUCAUCGGCUACUCAUUCCAUCUCAAUGGACCCACACCUUUCAAACUCAUUGGAGCUGUACCCCCAGGUCUACCCUCGGUUAAGGUACCACCUUUUGGAAUAGAUAAAGUGGUGAACGGCACUGUUAUAAGUCAGUCAUUCACCGAGAUGGUGUCAAAUUUGGGAGGAGCCAUUAUCGUGCUUCCGCUGAUAAUAAUCUUGGAGAAUAUUGCUGUUUGCAAGGCUUUCGCGAAUGGAAAAAUGGUGGACGCCACCCAAGAAUUCAUCGCCAUCGGAGUCUGCAACAUCGCCAAUUCCUUCGUGCAAGCCUUCCCUUCAACAGGGUCCCUUUCCCGGAGUGCCGUCAACAAUUCCAGCGGCGUGCGGACGCCCUUAGGAGGCCUCUACACGAGCAUUCUGGUCGUUUUGGCCUUGUUGUUCUUCACCCCCUAUUUUUUCUACAUCCCGAAGGCGACCCUAGCUGGGGUGAUCAUUGCCGCAGUGAUUUUCAUGGUGGAGGUGAAGGUGGUCAAGCCCAUGUGGAGGUCUAAAAAAAGCGACCUUGUCCUUGGUUUCACGACAUUCAUUGCUUGCCUAGUUCUUGCAUUGGAGAUUGGAAUAUUAGUUGGAAUUGGAAUCAACUUGCUCUUCAUUCUUUAUCAUGCAGCAAGACCCAAAAUAACUGUAGAGAAACUAACGUCUAACGGAGGUACCGAAUAUCUCAUGCUCACACCCGAUAGAUGCCUCAUCUUUCCCUCAGUCGACUACGUCAGAAACUUGGUCACGAAACAGAGUAUUCGGCAAGGAAUACCUGUAGUUAUAGACUGUUCACACAUCUACGGAGCAGAUUACACCGCUGCCACUGUGAUCGAGAUUUUAACUCAAGAUUUCGUCGCCAGAGAACAGCCUCUUUUCUUUUAUAACCUCAAACCAUCGGUGUGUUCUGUAUUCGAAGGGCUUUCACCUAAAGGUUUUGUUGUGUACUACAACGAGAAUGAGCUUGACGUACUUCUAAAGAAAAGAUCUAGCAUUAAAAUAGAAAUUGAGAGUAAGUAAUAUGUACGUUUGAUUCAUUUGGGUCUUAUAUUUAUCAGUAUUUUUAAUAUAGUUUGUACAUUUAGGUAGUUACAUUCACUCAGUGAGGAAUGAACUAAUUACUAAGAACAUUUUUUAGAAAUAUCAAAUGGAUUCCUAUUAUCAGAAAUAUAAUCGUGUAAUAUAAAUAGUUUUAGUUUGAUUCAUGUUAUAUUUUCAUUAGUUAAAUGUGAUUUCUGAAUAAAUCUAAAAAAAUAUGAGUGCAUGAUGGUGCAGAAAUGUAUUAUAAUGAAUAUAAAUAUAAAAUUAUGGCUGACUACUAAUUCUAUGCAAUUUUAGAACUAUUUCUUUAAGAUGUUGUUCCAUUGCUGAUUUUUGUUCAUCACUCUAGCUCUAAUGGCAAAAUUACUUACUCAUUCAUUUCAUCAAUGCCAUCAUUUUUGUCAUUGAAAUGAAUUAUAGAUAAUUUUAUACAGUAGGAAUAUUCAUUUUGCAAUAUAGAUGAGAGACAUUAAUAAUAGAAUAUCGAGUCAUUGACCUAGGUACUUACCUGAAUGAACACAAUUUUCCAAGGGAGCUCGUUUCGAAAAUUUGAUUCUUUGUUGUACCAUUGAAAUUCUCCAUUGAAUUUUGAUAAAAAAAUAUUCUUGCUCUGAGGCAAUUUUUCAACUGACUGAAUAAAAAAAACUUGCAAGGGGUUUGGGGUUCGAUCUUGAUACUCACCAAUAAUUGAACAUCAUCAUAUAUUCAGAUGUAAGUUAUGCUCGAGCUGCCAGUUACGAAUUCGCUCAGAUUUUUCUCAUGAGACAAUGAUAGUACCACCCUUAUUGAUAUCGAUGAUAUCUUUUAUUGCUAUCUUUAAUGUAUAUCAUCUCAUUGGAAUCAAAUCCCUAUUGGAUGUCAUGUAGUAGGUAACUCAUAAUGUAUGUAAAUAGUGAAGUAUUUGUUUUGCCAAACUGCAUUCCUAAUUGGUAGUGAAAUAGUUUUGAAUAUUUUAUAUACGUUGGUCUUAUUUUCAAUUAUUUAUAUCACCUUCAUGGAUGAAGACAUUUAUCAAAUAUGUAGUAGCUAGACUGUGAUAAUUAAAUAUUUCGUAUGAAUCGA